GCUUAAGAAAGAAGCAUUCUAAUAUUUAAAACAACAUAAUUAUUUCAUUACAGCUAGUAGUAGUCUUUGCUUUCAUGCUCACUUUUCACAAUCACGUCCCACCAUAUUGUUAUAUGGACCAUACAUUGCACUAAUAUCAAUUAUUGGAUCAAUAUUCCAUAUAUACAUUGCUUUACUAUUAUUACCACUGCGAACCAUUCACACAUCAGUCUUUACUAUCUAUUCACAUAGAUCUUCAUUUCCUUCAAACUUUUGUUAAUCAACAUGGCUGCAACUAUGAUUGGAAGUGCUUUCCUCUCAGCAACUGUUCAAACCUUAGUUGAGAAACUUGCUUCAAAAGAGUUUCUUGAUUACUUUAAAAACACCAAACUCGAUGACUCACUCUUGGAACAGUUAAGAGCACCACUACUCACUCUUAAUGUUGUGCUAGAUGCUGCAGAGGAGAAGCAGAUCAACACUCCUUCUGUCAAAGACUGGCUUGACGGCUUGAAAGAUGCUGUCUACGACGCUGAAGAUCUGCUCAACCAAAUCAGCUAUGACUCCCUUCGAUGCAAGAUGGAGAACACGCAACCUGCAAGCAAAACUAAACAGGUCUGGAACUUCUUUUUUUCUCCUGUAAAUAACUAUGAAGAGAUCAAUUCCCAAAUGAAAAAAAUAUGCUUAAACCUGAAACAUUUUGCUGAAAAUAAAGAUAUCAUUAGUUUGCAAACUAAAAGUGUCAGAGUUUCACAUAGAACACCUUCCAGUCCUAUGUUCGAUGAAUCUGUCAUGGUUGGUAGGAAAGAUGACCAAGAGAAAGUAACAAACAUGUUGCUAUCAGAAAGCAAUACUAAUAUAGGCAUAGUUGCAAUUCUAGGCAUGGGAGGUGUCGGAAAAACAACACUUGCACAACUUGCUUACAAUGAUGAAAAUGUUCAAAAGCACUUUGAUCUCACAGCAUGGGCUUGUGUAUCUGAAGAUUUUGAUAUCCUUAGAGUAACCAAAACUCUCCUUGAAUCUGUCACUAAAACACCAUGGGAAACUAAUAAUCUUGAUUUACUUCGAGUUGAGUUAAAGAAAAAUUUAAGGGAUAGGAGAUUUUUCAUUGUGUUGGAUGACUUAUGGAAUGACAGUUGUUCUGAUUGGGAAGAUCUUGUAUCUCCGUUGAUUUAUGGAAAAAAUGGAAGCAGAGUGAUCAUCACCACACGCCACCAAAAAGUGGCAGAUGCGGCACGCACAUUUCCUAUUUUCGAAUUAGAUCCUCUUUCAGUUGAAGACAGUUGGUCUUUACUCUCCAAACGUGCAUUUGGAAGUGGAGACUUUUCUGAAACUCAAAAGCGAAAUGUAGAAGCAAUAGGAAGGAAGAUUGCAAGAAAGUGUGGUGGAUUGCCAAUUGCUGCGAAAUCACUUGGAGGACUAUUGCGUUCGAAAGUAGAUCCUGAAGAGUGGAUUGAAGUUCUGAACAACGACAUAUGGAACUUAAAGGAUGAUAAUAUUCUGCCUGCAUUGGGCUUGAGUUAUCAAUAUCUUUCCUCUCAAUUGAAAAGAUGUUUUUCCUAUUGCUCUAUUUUUCCAAAGGACUAUCCACUUGAUAGGAAGCAAUUGGUUUUGUUGUGGAUGGCAGAAGGCUUCCUUGAUCAUUCUCAAGACAAAAAAACCAUGGAAGAAGUAGGUGACGAAUGUUUUACUGAAUUGUUAUCCAGAUCAUUGAUUCAACAAUUGCAUAAUGAUUCUAGUGGACAGAAAUUUGUCCUGCAUGACCUUGUUAAUGAUUUAGCUACGGUCGUAUCUGAAAAAUGUUGUUACAGACUUGAAUUUGGUGCUAAGAGCUCUGAAAAUGUUCGCCACUUGUCAUAUAAUAAAAAAACAUAUGACAUUUUCAAGAAGUUUAAGACUUUUGACAAAUUCAAAUGCUUGAGAAGCUUCCUUGGCAUUGACCAUCGAUGGGCAUCAAAUAAUUUAUCAAGAAAGGUGGUCGAAGAUUUGCUACCCACAUUUGGAAGGUUGCGUGUGUUAUCGUUAUCAAAAUAUAGAAACAUCACCAUGCUACCCAUUACAAUUGGCAAUUUAGUGCAGUUGCGCUAUCUAGAUCUCUCUUACACGAAUAUCGCAAGCUUGCCUGGCACCAUAUGCAAUCUCUAUUACUUGCAAACCUUGAUUUUAUCUUGCUGCUCAAAACUCACAGAAUUGCCUGAACAUGUUGGAAAAUUAAGUAAUUUGCGUCAUCUUUAUAUUGAUAGGACAAGCAUAACAGAGAUGCCGAAGCAAAUUGCUGAACUAGAAAACCUUCAAACUCUAACUGUUUUUGUAGUAGGCAAGAAAAAUAUUGGUUUAAGUGUUAGAGAGCUUGGGAAGUUUCCUAAGCUACGGGGAAAGUUACUCAUCAAGAACCUGCAAAAUGUCAAUGAUGUCAUGGAGGUAAGUGGUACCAACUUGAAGAGCAAAGAACAUAUUGAGGAAUUAACGCUAGAGUGGGGCAAGGAAACUGAUGACACACUUAAUGAAAAAAAUGUGCUUGAUAUGUUAGAACCAUCUUCAAACCUAGAGAAACUGAGCAUUGUAUCAUAUGGUGGGACAAGUUUUCCAAGUUGGUUUGGAGAUCCUUCGUUUUCUAACAUGGUGUCCCUCCGCAUUAGUAAUUGUGAGAAUUGCAUGACACUUCCAUCACUAGGGCAGCUACCUUCUCUCAAGGACUUGCAAAUUGAUAGAAUGACAAUUUUGGAGACAAUUGGGCAGCAGUUCUAUGGCAUGGCAGCGAGAGGUUCCCAUUCUUUGUUCCAACCAUUUCAAUCCCUUGAGAAUUUGGAAUUUUUGAACAUGGAAAAUUGGAAGGAAUGGUGUCCUUUUCUAGACAACAUAUUUCCUUUUCCUCAUCUGAAAACUCUGAAGUUAUUCAAGUGUCCCAAAUUGAAAGGACAUUUACCUAGUCAUCUUCCUUCCUUAGAAGAGAUUGAAAUAAAUGAUUGUGAUCAUCUCUUGGCAACACCACCUACUCCACAUUGGCUCUCCUCAAUAAAAAAGAUUCGUAUUAUGGUAGAUUUACAUUCAAUAAGCAAUACUGAAAGGAACCAAUACUCAUUGCUCGAGAGUGAUUCUCCAUGUCUGCUGCAAACAAUAUACAUAUGGAGCCGUCAUAUGCUAAAAUCUGUACCUAAAAUGAUUAUAAACAGCACCUGUCUUCGAGAAUUGGAUCUCAAUCAUAUUAGUUCUCUCACUACGAUUCCAACAAAUGGUUUACCCACUUCUUUGCAAUCACUUUGUAUUCGAAAUUGUGAGAACUUAACAUUCCUUCCUCCUGAAAUGUGGAGCAAUUACACAUCCCUUGUGACUCUUAAAUUAGAAAACUGCAAAGCACUUACCUCCGUCCCAUUGAAUUGUUUUCCUGUGCUCCAAAAACUUUCCAUCUCUAAUUGCAACAGUUUGGAAUCUAUUUUUAUUUCAGAAACUUUGCCUUGUAGCUCGUCAGCCCUCCAAUAUUUUGAUGUCAGUUGUUGCAAGAAACUUAGAUCACUACCUCAACGGAUGGGCAUCCUCACUGCUCUUGAAAGUAUACAUCUUUCCCAUCUUCCAAAUUUGAAUUUAUCAUUAUGUAAAGGAGUUUUCCUACCUCCCAAUUUACAAUCAAUUCAGGUAGAUUUUGUGAGAGUAACAAAGCCGGUAACAGAGUGGGGUCUCCAAUGUCUCACUGCUCUUUCAUCAUUGCAUAUCAGAGGUGAUGAUAUUGUGAACAUAUUGCUCAAAGAGCCGUUGUUGCCCAUUUCCCUUGUGUCUCUAUAUAUCCGUAAUCUCUUUGAAAUGAAAUCCUUAGAAGGAAAUGGACUUCGACACCUCUCCUCUCUAGAAAUCCUUAAUUUUUAUGAUUGUCCGGGGCUUGUGUCAUUGCCAGAAAAAGCCUUUCCCUCCUCGCUGAAAAAACUUUCUUUCAUCGAUUGUUCAAGACUAGAGUCAUUGCCAGAAAAAGCCUUUCCCUCCUCGCUAAAAACACUUUAUUUCGAAGAUUGUCCAAAACUAGAGUCAUUGCCAGAAGACAGCCUCCCUUCCUCUUUACAGCAUAUGUUUAUUUACAAUUGUCCAUUGUUAGAAGAAAGGUAUAAAAGGAAGGAACAUUGGUCCAAAAUUGCUCACAUCCCAGUCAUAAGAAUAAAUGACCAAGUCACAAUAUGAGCCAUGGACAUUGAGAAAUCAAGGAAAUGAAGAAUUCCAAUCCUGUUUCAGGUAUGAAUGUUACUUUUUGUUUGUUUUAUGUCACUGGACAAAAAGUUAUUAUUAUUUAGUUAUAAGGUGUAUACUUGGGUUCAUUAAUAUUGUCAAGUUUCACAGCAAUCUGUUGAUGGUGACGCCAUGAAUCCAUGGUGAAAGCAAUGAAGGUAGUGAAGUGCAACAGCAACAACAAGUUGGGGAAGAAACGCAUAACAGAAUUCUGUUAUGGAUAAUAUUCAUAUUCUUCUUCUUAGAUUUUCCAUAUGUUACAAUUGGUUUAUAUAUCUUAUCUACAAAAGAUGACGUGGCAAAUAUGUACAUAAGCUACUCUACAAUACAACUAAUAUGUACAAAUACAAGGAGUGAGGUAUACUAUACUAACAGCCCCCCUCAAGUUGGACUUUGGAGAGUGCAAAGGCCUAACUUGAGCAAAGAGUGUCUUAGAGCUGGAGAAUGCAGAGGCUUGGUUAACAUGUCUGCAAGUUGGUCACGAGUGGAAAUAGGUAGCAAACGAAUAAGUUUGGAUUGAAGACGCUCUCGAACAACAUGACAGUCCAACUCAAUAUGUUUGCUUCUUUCGUGAAAUGUUGGAUUAUGAGCCAGAUAGACGGCUGACUUGCUAUCACAAAAGACAUUAGCUGGCUGAUGAAAUUCGACAGUUAGGUCCUUAAAGAGAUACUGCAGCCAUUGGAUUUCACAAGUAAGGGAUGCCAAAGCCCUAUAUUCAGCCUCAGUGGAUGAUCUAGAAGCUGUAUGCUGUUUCUUUGAUUUCCAGCAUAGAAGUGAAGAACCUAAGAGCACACAAUAGCCAGUAAUUGACUUUCUAGUGUCAGGGCAUCUUGCCCAGUCAGAGUCAGAAAAUCCAAGCAACUUCAGUUCACUUGAAACAGAGAAAAGAAUCCCAGUGGUGGGAACAGACUUCAAGUACCUGAGAACACGAAUGGCAGCUUGAAAAUGUGGUUGUCUCGGCUGUGACAUGAACUGACUAAGAUGUUGUACUGCAUAAGAAAUGUCAGGCCUAGAAUUUGUCAAGUAGAUAAGUCUACCAAUCAGUCUCCUAAAAGAAGAAGGAUCUUCCAGCAAAUCACCUUCAUGAACUGACAAUUUCAGAGUGGGAUCAAAUGGAACUGCUGAAGGUUUAGCUGCCAAUACUCCAGCAUCUUGUAACAAUUCAAGAGUGUAUUUUCUUUGGUUUAAGAAAAUGCCUUCAGUAGACCUGGCAAUUUCCAAACCCAAAAAAUACCUGAGCUGGCCAAGAUCCUU
Molecule: messenger RNA, 5442 nt
Organism: Vicia villosa (hairy vetch)
Lineage: Eukaryota; Viridiplantae; Streptophyta; Magnoliopsida; Fabales; Fabaceae
Product: putative disease resistance RPP13-like protein 1
Exons: 1
Coding region: 265-4143 (1292 amino acids)
Biological process (GO): defense response to other organism
Molecular function (GO): ADP binding
Source: RefSeq, a predicted model, not a curated record